AUGACACGAUCAUUGUUGAAGCACAUGUUGUUGCUGAAGCUCCUCAUGGGGUUGCGUAAGUAGGAACCUUAAAAUUCUCCAAGGGGCAUAUACCGGCUCAUUUGAUAGCGGAGGGGUGAACAUUUUCUGGUUUGAGCCCACCUGUUCACUACUUUAGUAAAGUUUGUCAGAAGUAAAGUAUAUAGACAUUUUCCUGGCGUGUGCUGACGUUAGAGAUUAAAAAAAUCCCCUUAUUCGUAAGAGAAAUACUGUUUGCUUGUGAUUGUCAAUACUGUUCAUCUGCCAAGUCAACUUACUUUUCCCUCCCUAUUAUUAGUUUAUGCUACUAAAUAUAAUAUUUGCUGCUAGAUAUACAGUCAUGUACUAAAUAAAAUAAUAACAACUAAAUUUAAAUAUGAAAUAAUAUAUUCAUUUUCUUUGGCUGAAAUAUAUGAUUGGUUGAAGCGAAGAUCGGAACUAUACUAAACACAAUUUUAAGCGUUAUUAGAUAUGGCACUAUAGGGUUUAGCUACCUCAAUGUCGUUUCUGCACACGCACUUUCGGAGACACUUCAGUAUGUACAGGUAAUCAAAUGACCAAAUAAAAUAUACAAUGGUAAUUGAACUGAGUGGAGUGCAAUUUGGACUGAAAUCAAACACGUGAUUGCAAAAUCGCACGACCGCGAAGCGGGAGUGCGAUUUGUAAUCACAAGUUUAUUUCAGUUCAAAAUUGCACGACACGAAGUUAGAUUUCCACGUCAUUAUAUUCAUUUUGAAAUCUUUAAAGACCAUGUCAAGUCCGUAAUGUAAACAAAUCCUUUGCUUACAUUUUAAACUGCUAUAUUUGUAAAUAAGACAUACUAUAAUUGAAUAUCUGACACUUUUCUGGUUCGCUAUUGUAAAUGAAUAUAAACUAGAGUACGCUUCAAUUCAAAAAAGUUCGAAAGAUGCAAAAUUUGGCCAAUGUUUCUAUGUGCGGGUCCCCCUUUGUUAUGACCAGAACUGAUGCGCAGAAUGGACUUGACAUGGUCUUUAACAUUUUUGUAAACCGCGGAAACGUUUUUGUUUGCAAAAGGGUACCUCCCAGAGUGCUGUAGCAUAGCAACAGUAAACGAACAAGAUGAACUUAGUUUUGUUAAAUUGCAUGUUAUUAAUACGUUCAAAAUACUGCAAAAAUGCUACAGAAAUGAAGACAUUCAUAAAGACUAAGGGACAACACAAGUGAGUUUAAACAUAUUGUAGGUUUUACGAUUGAUUUGAUAGAGUUUGGCGCAGUUUUGUGUGUUUAAAAUUGGAAAUACGAUAGACUGACGCUUUCAAUUUGCUUUUGUUGGCAUUUUGACCAUGUUUGAUAGAAGAUUAUGUUCUUAAUUUGCCUGUUACUAUUUGUGAAAUUUCAAAAAAAUUGAAAAUUCUUUGCAAUUCUUUGAUAGUUAACUGUAGCUAUCCAUAUUGUUUUUGUUUCUAUGUGCAAAAAAUUGUUUAGGCAGUCAAGAGUAAUCAUUACAUAUGUAAAUUUUUUGUUUUUGCUCACUAGCCAUAUCACAUUUUUCGUAAAAUUGAUUGGCUGUUUGAAUCCUAUGUUUAAAUAUGAUUGGUUGGCUGAAGUCAGCACUCUAAUGUGAUUGGUUGAAAGAAGGUGCUGGGAGUGCGAUUCGUGCUGAAAUCGGACUCCUGUGAACCAAUCUGAUUUCAGGAAACACCAUUGAUUUCAAAAUGAAUAUAAUAAACAUUUUAAAAAUAUAAUUUUGUUGCAUCACUUGCAUGCACCUACUGUAUGUCCAUAGAUAAAACUUUUUAAAGUGAAUAAUUAUAUACAUGAAAGACUAUAUUAGCAAUAUACUGUUUACAGAUCGUGUUGCAUCAGAUCGCGCUGUCAAAGCUAUACCAUACAACUGCUGUAAUAUUUACACCAGUGCCAAUGAGGCAAUAGUAUUCAGCUUAUAUAAAUAUCUCAAUAAAUCUUCGGUGAUAGUUUAGUUUACUACUUCGGUUACUUCUUUUGACUGUGUGGAAAUAUGCGUACAUACUGAAUAUAUAUGAAUAAAUACAAUAAAUAAAAAUAAACCACCCGAGAGUUUUGAAAAUAUAAAACAAAACAAAGUCCGAUCCUAAUUGAUCAUCACCAACAGCAUGCAUCUGUGCAAGCAGACGCACAACACGUACAUAUUUUACAAUAAAUUCACUUCGAAAAGUCGUGUAGGUUUACCCAUUAGACGAGUAAAAUCGUUUGGCGUUAGACAGAGUAAAAGAAUAAAGUAGGGCGCAUUGCUGCAUGUGCUUAAUGGGUUAAUACCGAUCUGCUUAAUACCCACGCUGCGAAUGAGUCACGUGAGGCAAAAGAAUAUGAGCCGAUGUGAGAAGAUAAUUUCUUCAAAACAUUACACAAAUAAGGCAGGUCUCCCACGAAGAUGAGGUAAAUCGACGCAUCAAAUGGCUCGAAUCCGUCUCAGGCAAGUCAUAUAGAUUCAGCAGAUAACCACUAUUUUACCUUAUUUUACCGAAGGAUUGGCCGCUGCAUGAAACUUGAUAACUGGACUAUUUAUGAAUGUUAAUUACAUGAAGAAUUACAACUGGGGCACUGCACAAUUUUAUGGAUGAUUAUUUGCGCAAUUUAUUCGUCGCGCGACUUCUUGACAACCCCUAGAUUCGCGUCUGGACCCAAGACCGUACUCGGACAAUUUAAGGCUGUGGCUAUUUUACAAAAAAAAAACGUAUCAUGCAUGGAAUAGCAUCAAAGUUAUUUGUUAGCAGACAAUUGCUAUGUUUUUUUAACACAGUGUAUAUGAAACCUCGUUGUCUUGGUUGCCCUACUUGGAGCAUGACUUUAUUUCCCAAUGGCAAUGAGGAGUAUAUCUAAUCAAUGACAAGUUUACUGCGAAAACCGCCGUACAGUUACAUAAAAUUGAAAGUAUUGUACUGUCUGGCGUUAUACACCAUCGUCAGGAUUUUUGGGCAUCUCACUCGAUUGAACGAAUGUUGAAGGAGUUUGUAGAUAAAAUUUCGAGUGUAAUUUAUAUAUAUAUAUAUAUAUAUAUAUAUAUAUAUAUAUAUAUAUAUAUAUAUAUAUAUAUAUAUAUAUAUAUAUAUAUAUAUAUAUAUCAAGGUGAUACCACCUACAAAAUUAUCCAAUAUUAGUUCAAUCGAGUGAGACACUGUUAUAAUUUAUUUAAAUAUUCAUGUAUAGUUAAUAAAGUUUUAAUCAAACCAGCAAGUUAUUACAUUGGCGACGAGGAUAGCGAAGUCACGUCGUGGGAGAUGGCGCUGUAUGGCAUUGUAGGAGAAUUUAAAGAAAGCGAAGAAUCAUGGAUUCAGUAUGUCGAGAGGUUAGAGCAGUAUUUCUUGGCCAACGAGAUAACAGACGAGAAGAAACAAAGAGCUAUCCUUCUGAGUGUCUGUGGCAGCAAGACGUACGGAUUGUUACGAGACAUAUUACAGCGCAAGGAACCAGCUGAUACUGAUAUCAAAGUAAUUGGCGAAGAGUUAAAGAAACAUUAUAACCCAAAGCCAAGCGAGAUUGUUGAACGUUUUAAAUUUAGAUGAAAAGUGCUUUUAGAUGGAAAGUGCUUCGAGAAGUGUGGGUGAUUUGCAUAUGGCAAAAACAAAUCAUGCAAAUUCGGCGAGAUCAACAGAGCAUGUUGACAAAGUCACGCAUGGGAAACAAGCAUUAUUUGGCAAGAAAAAUCAAGAAUGCUACCGUUGCGGGGGAGACCACGAGCCUUCUACUUGCAAAUUUAAGGAUGCGAAAUGUUAUAGCUGCUAAAAGAAAGGCCACACGGCGAAGAAAUGUAGAAAUCGCAAGAAAAGAUCAAGAAAAGAAACCAUUCAGAAAGGAUGAGAGGAGAGAACAGAAGUCGGCGAAUUAUUUUGUGAAGGAAGAGGAGGGGGCCUAUACAAUGUAUCAUGUAACCGGAGACAAAAAUAAGGCAAUUACAAUUGACAUUGAUCUGUGUGGUUACAACACAAACAAUGGAACUUGA
Molecule: messenger RNA, 3958 nt
Organism: Paramuricea clavata
Lineage: Eukaryota; Metazoa; Cnidaria; Anthozoa; Malacalcyonacea; Plexauridae
Source: the annotation of a GenBank genome assembly